CGAACAUGCUAUCAGUUGGUGCACGUAAUGAUAGGCGGUGUGAGUGUAGUCGGUAAUCACUGAUGUGACAAGGAUGGAGAGAUGUUUUCUUGAUGCUCACUGUAGAUGUGGACACUUGACUUAUUUAUGGUCGACAUUGCAACUUGUGGUGCCGUAAGGCCCCUGUGCCGUCCUUCUCCAUCAUUUCUCAUCCGCUAAGAUUGACAAAUACUUGGCGACAUCUACUCUUGUCGCCAGCGACACUGCAUGUAUACACGAUGGCCUACAACAGCGGAAUACCACUGGCGUAAACGUAAACAGAACGGCAAGUGGGUAAGCAGUGUCGUGAGUGGCGUGCAGAGCGCUACUAGUCUUGGAAACCUUCAAAUACAUGCCAUUAGACACCUCGUGUUUUUCCUCUCACUUCUACUUCAACUGUGCUCAUUCUCCAGGUCCAGUGGUGAUGUUGGACUCUGUUUCAGUCUCACAAUUGCAGAUGGUCAAUUAUGUGGAAGUCUCCGCAACAGCCCUAUUUAUUUUCGAAUACUUUCUCACCUUGGAUGAUGAGAUCAAAUUUAUCUGGGGAGCGCAGUGGGGAAUUGCGAAGUCACUGUUCGUGCUGGCACGCUACAUUCCUUUCCUGUCACUUCCACUCGCGAUGUACUAUUUCCUUGGUACGCAUGUCGAUCCCGAUGCUUGCAACCCGAUUGUGGAGACAGUUACAACUCUCUAUGUUCUUGGCAUUGUGUUCUCUGAAUGUGAGAAGCGUUCGUCUGUCCUUCCUCCUCUCCCUCAAAUCGUUGAAUGUUACUCCGUAAUGCAUUUAUCAGGUAUAUUUUCGUUACGUGUGUAUGCCAUCUGGAAUCGAAGUAAAUACAUUGGCAUACUCUUGAUUGCCAUCAUUACUGGGGGCAUUGUAUCUCUUGCUGUUAUCCUUAGUCUAUUUUUUCCCACUGCACAUUUCGUUACACCCCCUCUACCAACAAUCAGUGGCUGCUACAAAGUAACCGGUAGCAAGGUUAUAUUAGGUGCAUUCGUAGUCAUCAUGGUGUCUGAAGCAGUGAUAUUGUUCCUCACGGCAUAUCGCGCACAUCGACACAUUGGGCCCAUACAAAGUCCCCUGUUCAUAAAUCUCGUGCGCAGUGGCGUUUUCUACUGUUUAGUAAUGUUCUUGUUUUCGUUGUCGAAUGUUCUUGUAAUAUUCAUUCUUCCUUUGCAAUAUUCUCAGCUACUUGAAAGGUUUCAAGCUGUCCUUCACGCGGUACUUGCCACACGCAUGCAACUUCACCUAAGAAAGGUCGAUAAUAUGUACCUCAUGAGAACUUCCGUAACGGUGCCCCUAUCAUCGAUAUGCUAUGUCACACGAGAUUUGCCUGCAACGCCAAUGUAAUUCACUAUCCGAAUCUGUUGAUGAUCCGGUCCACGUUGGGAUUGGUAUUCCAUAAUAGCGAUAUCCUGUCGACUGCUUUGGAGUAAUGUGUAUGAUCGUUGAUAUUAUAUGCUUUUUUUGCACUCGUAUUUUGGCUACUGCUGGUGCUCUGGCAGCUAUACCAUGGGGUUGGGUUGUACAUAUGGUACUUUUGAGGAUAGAGUUGAGCUUAGUAUAUUUAAUAGCUGUAGUGUGGUCAUACAGGACUAAUGAUGUAUUCGUUGUUUAAUGAAUUUCUGAGUCUUUGACGU
This is a messenger RNA of Serpula lacrymans var. lacrymans S7.9, 1659 nucleotides long. RefSeq lists its product as uncharacterized. The record is from RefSeq and is a predicted model, not a curated record. The transcript is spliced from 16 exons. The coding region runs from base 371 to 1369 and encodes 332 amino acids. Lineage: Eukaryota; Fungi; Basidiomycota; Agaricomycetes; Boletales; Serpulaceae.